AUGAUUCUUCUAAUCCUUCUAUUCCUGCUGCCACGUGGCAUUGGCACACUGCCCAUCGAGCAAAAAGAGCCAAAAACGUUGUUUUUGGAGCCAGGACCCAGGCGAUUCGAUAGGCUGAUCAGUUCAGUCGCCAGGAAAAUUGGUGAGAGCGACAUUAUCAAUCCAUCGGUCUGCCCGUCCUCUUGUGAGCAUCUACACCAGGCGAUUCCAUAUGUUCAAAAUCACACGGAUGCCAAUUUUAGUAUCAAAGAGUGCUCAUGCAUUUGCCCUAUGCUCCGACCCGCUUAUGUGAGCACUGUUGGUGGAUGUGUCGAAAGGCUUAACGAAUGCCCGAAUACAAUCCGCUGGAAAUCGAUCAAUUCGGCGAUUCCAGUUGUCCAGCUCCGCCCACAUACCAUAAUCCUUCCCGACGUGGAUUUGGACUUCAGAAGCGCCGGAAUUCGAACGUCUUCUCGUGGAGCCGAUGAAUGGAAUUGUUCGAUUCGGAAGAUUUUAUACGAGAAUUUGAAUACGAAAUGGAGAGCCAUCGCCAAGGAAAGAGGACUUUUUCAGUUGACGAGUUCUGGUGGGAAACCUAUUGUUUAUUUCGGCGGCACCGAAUUCGAUGCUCAAUUCUUGUCAGGAGCCAUAGUAAUGAUAAAAAUGGACUGUCGAACGUUUGCCACGUCAUCAGACUCUCCAUUUUGUAUUUCUCUCCGAAUUGCGGGUUCUUCAGGAACUUCAUCUAACUUCGACCACAAACAGUUCGAUAUGGAAGAGACUGGGUGGCGAGUCGAAUCCAUCUACUUUCUGGUCGUAAUUGCCCUAAUUAUCGUGGUAAUUAUCAUCACUUUCAUCGUUUGGAACGUUUGUUGGAGUAUGAAGAAACGGAAGUUAAUCAGUGAUUUUCAAAUGCAAUUCGUUCAACAGUAUAAGCAUCAACAUCAUACCCUCCCCCCUCAUAUGCCAGAAUUCGAGGAAAUCGAUGAUCAGGAAAUCCUUCAAUCUCAAUCACACUCUUUAAAUCGAAAACGGCUGAUUUUUAGUUCCGAAUAUUUUGAUCCCGCCCAAAUGACACAUCCAUCAGCUCUAGCCAUCCAAUUCUUGUAUGAUCUUCGUCGAGUUGUGGACAUUGCAAAGGAGCGAAUUCGUCAGAGGCGAUUCAUUCCAGCACUUCCGAUUAUUCUAGAAGACGUGGUGAAUGAAGUGGAUUAUGAAGACGCGCCGAAACGACAGACAACGUCUUCUGAAGAGAAUCUCUCGGAGACUCCAGAAUCAUCGCCACGUAGUGAGCAGAAGUCAGUGGAUAGUGGGAGGGAAUCACGAGAGGAUUCAGAAGAGGAUGGGGAGGAAGAGGAAAGAGUAGAGGAAGAGAAGCAAAUGGAGAUACAAACGCCGACGAAGGUUUCCGAUAUUGUUAAGUCUUUCGAAAAGUCCUCUAACAACAAACCGCCACUACCACCAUCUCUGAACCGCCCAUCCUAUGUCCCAAUUAUGCUCAAUUCGUCAAUUCGAAAAAAGAAACAACCACUUACGAUGACAUCCACCACAACAUCCGUCGAACAGCCACCAGAGCCAGCGUUUCGAAGCCGAAUAAAAGCGCCGACAGCUUUUACUGAUAGGAGGAGUCCCCGAGAACGAAAAGGGUACGCCGUAUUCCCAUCGGAUGGCACAUUCAACAAAUCACUGCCACGACGAGGAAAACGAUUCUCCAAUAGCCAACAGACACCUGCUAAUUGA
This is a messenger RNA of Caenorhabditis briggsae, 1719 nucleotides long. The transcript is spliced from 9 exons. Gene Ontology annotation, biological process: imaginal disc-derived wing hair organization. The coding region runs from base 1 to 1719 and encodes 572 amino acids. The record is from RefSeq and is a predicted model, not a curated record. Gene Ontology annotation, cellular component: cell cortex. Lineage: Eukaryota; Metazoa; Nematoda; Chromadorea; Rhabditida; Rhabditidae.